UUGAUACAAAAAAUUAUUAAUAUUAUUUUAUAAAUAAUUAUUCGCUCAGAUACGAAAGAAAAGAGAAAAGAAGAUAAAAAUAAUUAAGAAGUGAAACUAGAUCAAUUAAAGAUAUUGGAGCAAAAAAAUAAAAAAAAAAUAAUAAUACCGAGAAAAUAACGAAUAAAAGCAGUGACAGUGGAUAUUAACUUUACUUAAUUGGAUUAUUAGAAAUGCAAGAAGCCGUGAAAAGGAUUUCGUUUAAUAAGUGAAUAAAAUCGAGCAAACGAGUUACCCAACAAGCAACCUGCAAUACAAAAUUAUUGCCGCCAUGAGACCUGCUAGAAUUGGACCACCCCCGCAAGGUCCAUUAAAAUUCACAAUAGCGGAUACACUUGAACGGAUAAAAGAGGAAUUUAAUUUCCUGCAGGCGCAGUAUCAUUCGUUGAAGCUGGAAUGUGAAAAAUUGGCACAGGAAAAGACAGAAAUGCAAAGGCAUUAUGUAAUGUAUUACGAAAUGUCAUACGGACUCAACGUGGAAAUGCACAAACAGACGGAAAUUGCAAAAAGAUUAAAUGCAUUAAUUGGUAAUGUGCUGCCGUUUUUGUCACAGGAACACCAACAACAAAUCGCGCAAGCUGUCGAACGUGCAAAACAAGUUACAAUGCAAGAAUUGAAUGCCAUUAUUGGGCAACAUCUAACGUCCCAACAAGGAAUACAACAGCUCAUUCAACAGAUGCAUGCACAACAAGCACCUGGCGGACCUCCUCAAGCGAUCCCGUCGUUAGGAGCUCUUGGACCUUUUGGAGCACUCGGAGGACCUAUUUUAUUACCGCAUGGACCACAAAGCUUACUUAAGGCGCCGCAAGAUUUACACAGAGAAGAUAUUAAAGUUCCCAUUGGAGGCCCUCCUGCUGAUGAGCGAUUGCGCAAUAAUUCUGUUUCACCCGGCGAUCGUGAAAAAUAUCGUUCGCGUUCUCCGCUCGAACUUGACACAGACUCAAAACGGCGAAAAGAGGAAAAGUUGAAUCACGAAAGUGAUGGUGAUAAAAGCGAUCAAGAUUUAGUCGUGGACAUCGCAAACGAAACGGGUUCUCCUUCUCCCCGCGUUAACGGAGAUCACAAUUCCCGUGAUGGAGGUCGAGACAGUGUUGGCAUGAAUGGCGAUCGUAAAGCAACAUCUAGCGUUGACUUGAAAACAGAAAGACCCCCAUCCAGAUCAGGCUCAAGUUCGUCACGAUCGACUCCGAGCUUGAAAACGAAAGAUCUCGAUAAGCCCGGAACUCCCGGAGCAAAGGCCCGUUCAACGACUCCAAAUGCAUCAACCACACCAAAGUCAAGUUUAGGAGGAUCGACACCCGGCGUUUAUCCUCCCUCGCCAUAUCAACGUCCUUCAGAUCCUUAUGGAAAACCUCCCGGAGAUCCAUAUGGUCGAUCGCCGAUGCCAUUUGAUCCACACACGCAUGUACGAGCUCUUGGUAUUCCCCCUCCGAAUUCUGUAACUGGCGGAAAACCUGCUUACUCAUUUCACAUGAACGGCGAAGGUUCAUUGCAGCCCGUUCCCUUUCCCCAAGAUGCCCUCAAUGGACCCGGAAUCCCGCGUCACGCUCGUCAAAUCAACAACUUGAAUCACGGCGAAGUCGUUUGCGCCGUCACAAUUUCCAAUCCAACCAAAUACGUGUACACGGGAGGCAAAGGCUGUGUCAAAGUCUGGGAUAUUUCGCAACCGAGCAAUCGUACGCCCGUCAGUCAAUUGGAUUGCUUGCAGCGCGACAACUACAUCAGAUCUGUGAAAUUGCUGCCGGAUGGCAGAACCUUGAUUGUCGGCGGCGAAGCUUCAAACUUGUCAAUUUGGGAUCUCGCAAGUGCGACGCCACGCAUCAAGGCAGAACUCACGUCGAGUGCUCCCGCUUGUUAUGCAUUGGCAAUUAGCCCCGAUUCGAAAGUUUGCUUUUCGUGUUGCAGCGACGGAAAUAUCGCCGUGUGGGAUUUGCACAAUCAAACGCUCGUACGGCAAUUCCAGGGACACACAGAUGGCGCUUCGUGCAUCGAUAUUAGUCCGGAUGGGCAACGUUUGUGGACUGGCGGAUUGGAUAAUACGGUUCGCUCGUGGGAUUUGCGCGAAGGACGACAAUUGCAACAACAUGACUUUAGUUCGCAAAUCUUUUCGCUUGGAUAUUGUCCUACAGGCGAUUGGUUGGCUGUUGGCAUGGAAAAUUCUCACGUCGAAGUCCUGCACGCCACAAAACCCGACAAAUAUCAAUUACACUUGCACGAAAGCUGCGUUCUUUCACUCAGAUUUGCCACAUGCGGAAAAUGGUUCGUUUCAACGGGUAAAGAUAAUCUACUGAAUGCAUGGCGUACACCUUACGGAGCCAGCAUAUUCCAGUCAAAAGAAACAUCAUCAGUACUUAGUUGUGACAUCUCAACAGACGACAAAUACAUCGUGACGGGUUCAGGUGACAAGAAAGCCACUGUUUAUGAAGUUAUUUAUUAAAUGGAGAACAUGUUAGAAACGAAAAUGGCAAUAAUAAAGGCACGAUUCUUUUUAUUUUGAACUCAUGUUUUAAAUUAAAUGUACAAAAUAUUACUAAAUUCAUAAAAUUAUACAAAAAAUGAAGAAAAUACAUGUCGCGAAAAAUGUUACAUGAACUAAAAACAGAAAUAGCAGAUAAGAAAAGAGAGCUAAAACAGUGAUUCUAUUAUUAAAUUAAUUAACUUUUAAGAUGUAUCGAUGUUAGUUGAUAGAAAAAUGAAUAAAAAAAAAAUAUAUAAAAUUUAGUGUCUUUAAAGUUCAAACUUAAAUAUAUAUUAAAAACAUAUAUUUAUAGUCAUUACAUGUAAAAAUAGAGCAGAAUUUUUUUCCUAUUAAUAUUUUAAGUUUUACUGAUAUUAAAAAAAAUGUAUUUGUAAAAAAAAUGCAUCCAGAGCCCAUGGCAGCUAAACUUGUAUAAUUUUUGCAUUUUAUUUGAUGAUUUUAAACAAAAAAUCACAACAUAUAUAAAUAAAAUUGUACAAAGCAUAAGAGUAUUGAUUUUUAUUAAUUAAUAUUAUUAAUCAUAUACAAUAAAUGUGAAUUUAUUAUAAUUAUUAUUAAUUAAACAGCACUUCUUAAAAAAAAAUACUAAAAUUGGUGUUAAACGAUAUUUAUUAUUAUCAUUAUAUUAAUUAAUAAUUAUUCUAAUGAUCAUAUAUAAUAUAUAUAUAUAAUAAAUGUAAAUAAAAAAAUAAGGUCUAAAAUAAUG
Messenger RNA from Culicoides brevitarsis, 3224 nucleotides. RefSeq names its product protein groucho (gene gro). Gene Ontology annotation, cellular component: nucleus; transcription regulator complex. Lineage: Eukaryota; Metazoa; Arthropoda; Insecta; Diptera; Ceratopogonidae. Bases 311 to 2476 code for a protein of 721 amino acids. The record is from RefSeq and is a predicted model, not a curated record. The transcript has 15 exons. Gene Ontology annotation, molecular function: transcription corepressor activity; protein binding. Gene Ontology annotation, biological process: negative regulation of canonical Wnt signaling pathway; regulation of DNA-templated transcription.